This is a messenger RNA of Chelmon rostratus (copperband butterflyfish), 1800 nucleotides long. Its product is annotated as putative E3 ubiquitin-protein ligase UBR7. Lineage: Eukaryota; Metazoa; Chordata; Actinopteri; Chaetodontiformes; Chaetodontidae. Gene Ontology annotation, molecular function: ubiquitin protein ligase activity; zinc ion binding. Gene Ontology annotation, cellular component: cytoplasm. The transcript has 11 exons. Bases 68 to 1276 code for a protein of 402 amino acids. The record is from RefSeq and is a predicted model, not a curated record.
CAGUGUUGUGCUGCUCAGACCGGUGUGUGUGUCUGUCUAUGUGUCCUCUUUAGCCUCUUUUAUCAGAAUGGCAGCCAUUAAAGACGACGCAGACGUUGACGAUAUUCUCGCCGACGAGGAGGAGCUCGUGAAGGCCUUGUGUGUGCUGGCGGGAAGCGACCCAGAAAACUGCUCUUACUCCCGGGGUUAUGUGAAGAGACAGGCUGUGUUUGCCUGCAACACCUGCACUCCCAGUGCUGCAGAGCAUGCUGGGAUUUGUCUGGCCUGUACCAAUAAAUGCCACGAUGGACAUGAUAUCUUUGAACUGUACACCAAAAGAAAUUUCCGCUGUGACUGUGGAAAUGGCAAGUUUGGGGAAUUCAAGUGCCAGCUAUUUCCUGCCAAAGAUGAGGAAAAUGUCAGAAAUCACUACAAUCACAACUUCAGCGGCUGCUACUGCACGUGUGACCGGCCGUACCCGGACACAGACGACCAGGCCAACGAUGAGAUGAUUCAGUGUGUUGUGUGUGAGGAUUGGUUUCAUAGCAGGCACCUGGGCUGUGCUGUUGCUGAACCCGAGGAGCUGCAAGAGAUGGUGUGUGAGGCCUGCAUGAACAAGGCUCCCUUCCUGUGGUCGUACGCUGCCCACUUUGCAGUCCCACCUGUGAUCAGCGUCAGUCAUCUUGCAGAAGAAGUAGAAGUCAAUGUCGAGGAGGGAGCAGAAAAGGAAGAGGACUCUGAGCCCGGUCAAAGCAGGGAUGAGGAACCGUCCACCAGCACUGAUCACGCAAAGCAGGAGGAAGCAACAAACAGGAGUUCCCCUUGCAAACGAACUCACGAGGAAAUGGCUGGCAGCCUUGCGAAGGCCACGACCAGAACUGUGGCGUGCAGACUGAAGGAGCUGGAGGUCAAGGGGCUGGAGAAGCUGAGACAGGGAGCGGUGUUCUGGCCUUACGGUUGGCGCUCGGAACUUUGCACCUGCACAAGCUGCAAGAAAGCCUAUGUGGCUGCCGAGGUGCAGUUUCUCAUGGAUCUGUCUGACACAAUUCUGGCCUACGAGAACAAAGGCUUGGCUGAGCCGUUUGGGCAGCACCCGCUGAUGAUGCUGACAAACUCGAUGGACCGCGUGCAGCAGCUGGAGGUCAUUUACGGUUUCAAUGAGCUGACAACUUCAAUCAAUGCUUUUUUAGACCAGUGUGUUGCUGAAGGAAAGACGGUCACAGCCGAAGCCGUGCAUCAGUUCUUCGAGGAGCUGCGGGCUAGAAAAAGACGCCGAACCAAUGCAGGAUACCAGUAGCAAGGAGGCCACGACGCUGUCAUAUGGUGCUUUGAAUGUAUGUGUAACUUGGAAGGUGACCCUUUCUCUGUGUUUAAUAAAAGGGUUUCUAGCUGCAAUCAAUGUGAUCCUAAAGCUUGAAUGAUUAGUGCAGAGAGUACUGACCUAUAGUUGUUGUCGUAAAGGCUUUCUUGUAGGGUGAAGGAUUGUGGGUGUUGGGUUCAGCUUCAUUCAUAUCAAUUUUUAAUGAUGCCUUAACUUUCAAGCUCCUAAUGAAAGUUUACUUGAAAAAAAAAAAAAAAUUGUUUCAGCACUUUAUAGUUUAAAAGUUGUCAUGAACAUGAUGCUGCCACGUGCAUUCCUGUGAACACAUCCAAUAUGUUAUUCUGACACUGAGCUGAACACUGUUGAAAUUGUUAAGAGGCUCUCUGGUGGAGAGCAGUUAAUUCAGACUUGUUUGUAAAAGCGAUGUGAAGAAAUAUUCCUGAUUCAUGUGGAUUCACAUUCAAAAUAAAGUUAUCACAUGUUUGUAGUGCACAAAACAA